GGUGUAAUCACGUGACAUUGCAUCAAGUGACCGUGGAGUCGGUGCUGCAGCAGGCGGGAAGAAACAAAGGCCAUUGCAGCCUGAGGCAGAAAGUCCGAAAUACGGAUUCACAUCGGAUCGCUUUAACCCUUGAAAGGGCUGCAUCAUCCAGCAUCUGGCGGGGCAAUCAUCAGCCUAGAGCCACCAAAAGAGUCACAGAAAUCACAUCAAGACACCAGGAUUGAUCAAUAGUUGUUACUAUUACCCUACAAGAAAAUCUUUUCCACAAUCAAUCACACCAUCACAUCAUCCAAUAUUGAUAAAUACCCAAGUUCUUCAUCGGCUCGUUCCUUUCAAUAGUUGACGGUCGGUCCAUCACAACGGUAACCAAAUCAGUAAGCAGAAUAAGUAGCACGACGCACCAGUCAAUAUGGGUAAAAAGCAAGCCGCUGGAGAGAAUAGCAGAAAGGCGGCAGGGAACGCCAAGAAAGCUGAAGUUGCUGCGUCAAAAGCGGCAGUUGAGAAAAAUAAAAAGGAUCAAGCAGAGUCAGAAGAAUGGUCCAAGGGCGCAAAGAGCAAUGCAAAGGCUGAAGCUGCAGCACUCAAACAAGCCGAGUUAAAUCGAAAGAAGGCAGAAAAGGAAGCGUUGUUGAAGGCCGAGGAAGCUGCUGCUCCCUCUGGUCCGAAGAACUCGAAGAAGGCCGAAAAGAAGCCUGCUGUUAAAAGAGGUCUCGACCUAUCACAACUUGACGACUCCCCUACUAGUGCUAGUCCAUCAUCAGCUUUGAAUGCUUCCAACAUUGAUGAUGCGCUGGAUGCGCUGGCUUUGACAUCAAAUACGAAGGAAAAGAUUGAUAGGCAUCCAGAAAGGAGAUUCAAGGCUGCUUAUGCAGAAUUCGAACAGAGGAGGCUGGAAGAAAUGGACAACGAUGGCAGUGGAGCGGGAUUGAGAAAGAAUCAAAGACAAGAGAGAAUCAGGAAAGAGUUCGAAAAGAGUCCUUUGAAUCCUUAUAACCAGGUCACUGGAAGAUAUGAUUCAACCAAGGAUGAAUUAGCAGAGAUCAGGCAAGGUGUGCAAGCUGGUCUAGAGUCAAGGUUGGCAGGCAACUAGAUCGCUAUAAGCUGCGUGUUUGCCGGUGUGCGCGGCGAUUUGCUUCAUCUUGUUGGCACACACAACCCUUUGCGAGUCUGGGGGAGAGAGAGGGAGGGUUGACGAUUUAAACGAUACCAUUAUUGCAAGAAAGCACUCAGUAACGAUAGAGAAAGAAUGAAUGAAUGACAUCCAUUAUUAAAGACAAAAUUCAACAUGUGCGAACAAUCUACUCGAAGCA
Molecule: messenger RNA, 1310 nt
Organism: Botrytis cinerea B05.10
Lineage: Eukaryota; Fungi; Ascomycota; Leotiomycetes; Helotiales; Sclerotiniaceae
Exons: 2
Coding region: 410-1090 (226 amino acids)
Biological process (GO): transcription by RNA polymerase II
Cellular component (GO): nucleus
Molecular function (GO): transcription coactivator activity
Source: RefSeq, a predicted model, not a curated record